Beta vulgaris subsp. vulgaris (sugar beet) is the source of this 2100-nucleotide messenger RNA. RefSeq names its product protein NRT1/ PTR FAMILY 5.6. Gene Ontology annotation, molecular function: transmembrane transporter activity. The coding region runs from base 102 to 1922 and encodes 606 amino acids. Gene Ontology annotation, biological process: transmembrane transport. Gene Ontology annotation, cellular component: membrane. The record is from RefSeq and is a predicted model, not a curated record. Lineage: Eukaryota; Viridiplantae; Streptophyta; Magnoliopsida; Caryophyllales; Amaranthaceae. The transcript is spliced from 4 exons.
GUCAAAGUCAAUAAGCUUACUAUAAAUCUAGACUAAUGGUGUAAUCGUUUACUCUGCUAGUAUCAAACAAAAUCACCAUUUCCUCAAUUAUUUCAUUGAAAAUGGAGGGAAGAAUGGAUAUACAUGAUGAAAAACAUGGAGAAAGAGGAGACUUUGAAAUCCCAAGUAAAAGUGAUGAAAAUGUUACUAAAUUUCAAGUUCAUGACUCAUCUUUGGAUUACAAAGGCAUGGUUCCUCUUCGAGCUUCCACUGGCUCAUGGAAAGCAUCCUUCUUCAUCAUAGCAAUAGAGUUCAGUGAGAGGCUGAGUUACUUUGGAAUUGUAGCAAAUAUGAUAACAUAUAUGACCAAAGUGAUGCACCAAGACUUGGAAACUGCGGCCAAUAGUGUGAAUAUAUGGUCUGGAGUAGCCACAGUUAUGCCUUUGCUUGGUGGGUUUCUUGCAGAUGCAUAUACUGGUCGCUACUUUAUGAUUCUUUUCUCUGCCAUCCUCUACGCAAUGGGUCUAGGAGUUUACACCAUGUCUCAAUACAUUCCAAGCCUUAAACCUUGCGGUGCAACCUCGACUACAUGCGAGAAUGUUAGCAAGGUACACGAGUUGGUCUACUUUCUAGCCGCGUACCUCGUGGCGCUAGCCACCGGCGGUUACAAGCCAUGCUUGGAGAGCUUUGGGGCGGACCAAUUCGACGACAACCAUUCAAAAGAAAGGAAGCAAAAAAUGUCAUUUUUCAACUGGUGGAACAUCGCUCUUUGUAGCGGCCUCUUAUGUGGGGUGACUUUGAUUGUGUAUGUGCAAGACUAUGUUAGUUGGGGACUUGCAUUCUUAAUCUUAACCAUAACUAUGGUUGUUAGUGUCUUGAUUUUUGUUCUUGGAAGGCCCUUUUAUCGUUACAAGACCGCGGUUGGAAGCCCCUUGACCCCAUUGUUGCAAGUAUUGGUUGCUACUGUGGCCAAAAGAAAACUAAUUUGUCCAUCAAAUCCUUCCUUGUUGUAUGAGGCUCCCAGUUCAGGGAAGGUCGAAGGCGAGCGUUUGGGUCAUACAAAUAGACUCAGAUUUCUUGACAAAGCUGCCAUAAUUGAAAACCAUGAAAGUAAUGAAGCAGCCCUAAAGAAACAAAAUCCAUGGAGGCUAGCAACCGUAACACAAGUGGAGGAAUUCAAGCUCAUAAUAGCCAUGGCUCCCAUAUGGCUAAGUUCUUUAGUAUUCGGAAUCGGCGUAGCCCAAGGCACCACAUUCUUCAUCAAACAAGGAAGUGCAAUGGAUAGAAAAAUCUCCAAACACUUUGAAAUCCCAGCAGCUUCAAUGGCCACACUAAUAGCCCUAGGAAUGAUCACAACAAUUGCUUUUUAUGACAAAGUCCUUUUACCAUAUUUAAGGAGAGUCACAGGAAAUGAGCGAGGGAUUAACAUCCUUACAAGAAUUGGUAUUGGCAUGGUGGUCUUAAUCAUAGUAAUGAUUGUAGCGGCCUUAGUCGAGCGACGAAGAUUAGAGGCAUCAAUGGAUGGGAGAAUAAUGAGUGUAUAUUGGUUGAUUCCUCAGUUCUUGAUACUUGGUAUAGGGGAUGGAUUUUCCCUUGUAGGAAUGCAAGAAUACUUCUAUGAUCAAGUUCCGAAUUCGAUGCGAAGCUUAGGGAUGGCGUUUUACCUUAGUGUUAUUGGUAUUGGGAGCUUCAUGACAAGUUUUUUGAUCAUGGUUGUGAAUCAAGUUAGUAGGAUGAAUGGAGGAAAGAAAUGGAUAGGAAAGGAUUUAAAACAUAGUCGUCUUGAUUAUUUUUACUGGUUUUUGAUGGUCAUUUUUGUAAUGAAUCUUUGUGUGUUUGUGUUGUUGGCUAAGAAUUAUAGGUACAAAAGUGUUCAAAGAAGUGUGGUUAUUGUAGAGGAUUGUUUUGAUGGUGAGAAGAAAAUGGAUUUAGGUGGUGUUUGAAGAGAAACAUGGAUAACUUUGACAGUGAAUGUUUGGUCAUAUAAAUGUUUGGUGAGUCGAUUUACACUGAUUGUUCUCACAUUUAAUAUACAAGUCACUCUUUCUUUGUUUAAUCUGUCCAAGUAUCCAACAGAUACAAGUACUUUAAAGAGAAAAAAGAAAUUAACAUGUGGAUCUA